GUUUGACCUUCGAGUGCUCGCAACCUCCGUCAGUGAACGAUACCCCUGAGGCGUUGCCGAGGUUUUUUGGCUCUGACGAGCAUAAUAUUUGGAUAUCAGAUUUUAUUCAGUCUUACACCUUUGAAUUCCCAGUAAAUUUGCAGUUUAGUGGGUUCACUAAGUCCAAAAAUGAAUCCCAAAGAACCUCUACCUCCUGGUUGGGAAAUGAGACUUGAUGAAAAAUCAGGAAACUUUUAUUUUGUGGAUCAUAACACUCGGUCUACGCAGUGGAACCAUCCUGUAACAAAUCAAGAAUAUUCAUCAAUAAACGGAACGAAUCCGUCAAAUUUUUCGGAACAAAAUUCUUCUGAUGCAUGUGGCUCUAACUGUGAAAAAAAAAUCGCAGAUGUAAUGUCAAGGGCACGCUCAUUACAGCCAAAAAUUGAUUAUUUUGAUGGUGCACCUCAGAGUAAGGAAUACAAACAUCUUAUGGAAAACUUGGAACAGUUGAUACUAAGUUUGGAUACCUUAAAAAGUGAUGGAAAUGAAGAUGUUAGAGCCAUGCGGCGAGAUGCUGUCAAAGAAAUCCAACAAUUAAUGGAAAUGUUAGACUAUCGUUCCUUAAUUUCCAGUCAAAAUGAUGAAAAGUCUUAGAUGAUUAAUAUCUGGUUCAAAUGUUCCGGCGUUCUGAGCUAUGAUUACCCCCGCUACUUUUAUAUAUACGUGAAUAUACUGAUAUGAGUGAUUCAAUAUAUCACUUUGUCAAUACCAUCUACAUGCAUCUAUAUCCAUGUAUAUAAAUAUAUAUUUACUAUUGUUUUCUUCAUUCUUAUUACUUAUUGGAUAUUCAUUAAUUGCCUAUCUCUCUUUCUGUUGUAUGGACUAUUUUCCAUUUAUGUACUAUAAAUUUGUAUCUACUAUUAUUAUUGUUAUUGCUGUACACGUGUAAGACGUUUGGUUCGUGUUAAACGAGUGACCUCGUGUCUAUAUAUAUAUAUA
This is a messenger RNA of Schistosoma curassoni, 978 nucleotides long. NCBI's taxonomy places the organism in Eukaryota, Metazoa, Platyhelminthes, Trematoda, Strigeidida, Schistosomatidae. The record is from the annotation of a GenBank genome assembly.